Molecule: messenger RNA, 1274 nt
Organism: Cyclopterus lumpus (lumpfish)
Lineage: Eukaryota; Metazoa; Chordata; Actinopteri; Perciformes; Cyclopteridae
Gene: snap29
Product: synaptosome associated protein 29
Exons: 6
Coding region: 194-979 (261 amino acids)
Biological process (GO): synaptic vesicle priming; synaptic vesicle fusion to presynaptic active zone membrane; exocytosis
Cellular component (GO): plasma membrane; SNARE complex
Molecular function (GO): syntaxin binding; SNAP receptor activity
Source: RefSeq, a predicted model, not a curated record
CUCUCGCACCUGGUGCCAUGUUAAAUCAUAUUUAUAUAUUCAUAUAUAUAUAUAAUUUAACGAGCGACAGUGUGCGUUUUAGUUGCGCAGGAUUAACUGGUGGGACAGCACGCGGUGACGUCACCAAACAUGACCGGAAGUGCUCAGUUGCUAACAAUCAGCUGACAGAGCGACAACAUCUACAGAUCCCACGAUGGCCUACCCUAAAUCCUACAACCCGUUUGCGGAGGACGAGGAGGACGAUUUCAGGCCCAAAAGAAGGGAGUUUGACGACGACGACGAUGACGACGACCCCGGCGACAGUGGGCUGAGCGAACCGGAGAGGAGACAGCGGCACCUCCAGCAGCAAGUGAUGCGCACGGCUCAGUCUGCCGUGGACAGUAGCCACCGCUCCCUCGGGCUCAUCUAUGAAUCUGAGAAGAUUGGUGUGGACACUGCAGAGGAGCUGGUUCGACAAGGUGAGGUUCUGAAGAGGACCGACAAGAUGAUGGACAACAUGGAUCAGGACCUGAAGACCAGCCAGAAGCACAUUGACGGCAUCAAGAGCAUGUGGGGCGGCCUCGUCAACUACUUCAGGGCCAAGCCGGAGACAAAGCCACCGCCCGAGGAGCCAAAGGCCUACCAGGCCAACGACCGAUUACAGACGGCCAUGUCCAGCAGCCGAGGACACGAAGAUAAGUACCAGGCCAGCCACCCCAAUCUCAGAAAGCUGGACACGGGAGGGUUCGGAGCGUCUGAUGACGGCUCAUCCGGCAAGAACGGAUACCCUCAGAACAGACACCUGCGGGAGGCUCACCAGACCCUCGACAACAAUCUAGAUGAGAUGUGCGGCGGGUUGAGCAGACUGAAGAGCCUCGGCCUUGGCCUCCAGUCCGAGAUCGACGACCAGGACGACUCCCUUGAUUCUCUGAUGAACAAAGUGGACAAGAUGGAUCUCAAGAUCCACAACACGAACCAACAGAUUAAAAACCUCAAGUAAAACAAACGUUUGCUCUCGCGGAGACGGAAGACGGCAACAGGUCGUCCUCUCACGUGGCGCAAAGACAUUUCUAUCCAUUUCUUUCAUUUUCCUUGUUUAGCUUCCAUUUUUGUCCAGGUAAAAACAUUGUUUUGUUUUCUCUGUCGAGCUCCACGGGGUUGUUGGUUUCGGCGAUUUAGAGUUUGAUCUUGUUUUUUUCUUCCUCUGCCUCCAAAGACGUUCUCGUCAUUCGGGGCAAAUCGGAUGAAUGGUUUCUGAAAUGAAAAGGAGCUUAAAAUAAAAUGAAAAUCAUUAA